UAAACAGUUUACGUGUGCAUCAGCUGUUUCCGAGAUACCAUCGCAACGCUCUUUUGAUGCAGGAUGAUUCACCACUCUACUGGUGUCUCUACUUCAACCUCUGUUGGGUGAAGAUUGGAAGAAGCUCUACACAUCAUGCAAGUCCGACAGGUUUACUACCGAGUGUUGAAGUUGUUGCUGUUCAUGUUGACGCCUGUGAUGUUGUGGGUGGGGCUGAUGGUGUUGACUAACUGCAACAUGCCUGUCCUCGUCGUUACCAGCGGAGACUUGUACCCGUCCUUCCUGAACCGAGGCGAUGUUCUGUUCCUCACCAACUACAAGGAGGAACCGAUCCGUGUUGGGGAGAUCGUGGUGUUCAAGGUGGAGGGCCGAGACAUCCCCAUCGUACACAGAGUCCUCAAAGUGCACGAAAAGGAGAAUGGCACAGUGAAGAUACUAACAAAGGGAGAUAAUAAUAUUGUUGAUGACCGAGGCCUCUACCCACCAGGGAAGUUCUGGCUCGAGAGAAGAGACAUCGUCGGUGUGGUGAAAGGCUAUGUUUCCUAUCUGGGGAUCGCUGCCAUAAUUCUUCAGGAGAAUCGUAUGGUCAAGUAUGGACUGCUUGCUUGGGUAGGUGUGUCACUUUGGACAUGAGAGAGAGCCUAGUAGAGGUUCCUCAACAGUUCACUGGUAUUCCGCCCGGGAUCCAUACAGCCACAAGCAUGAUGUACUGGGGAUGUAUUCAGUCUGCAAUACCCGGAGACAGACAAGCAAGAUGAACUUUGGGAGGGUUCAGGUCGGAAUCCCCAAAGAGAGAGAUGAGCAAGGUGUACUGGGGAUGUAUUCUGGUGGGAAUCCAUACAUCCACAAACAUGAUGUACCAGAAUCACGAGAUCGAGACAAGCAAGAUGUACUGGGGGAGAGUUCCUGCCCCAAGCAAUCCCAAGAGAGAGAGAGACAAGCAAGAUGUACUGGGGAGCUCUGCCCAGAAUCCCAAGAGAGAGAGACAAGCAAGAUGUACUGGGGGAGUGUUCUGCCCAGAAUCCCCAAGAGAAAGAGACAAGCAAGAUGUACUGGGGAGUGUUCUGCCCAGAAUCCUGAGAAAGAGAGACAAGCAAGAUGUACUGGGGGAGCAUUCUGCCCCGAAUCCCAAGAGAGAGACAAGCAAGAUGUACUGGGGAGUGUUCUGCCCAGAAUCCUGAGAGAGAGAGAGACAAGCAAGAUGUACUGGGGGAGUGUUCUGCCCCUGAAUCCCGAGAGAGAGACAAAAGCAAGAUGUACUGGGGAGUGUUCUGCCCAGAAUCCUGAGAGAGAGACACAAGCAAGAUGUACUGGGGAGCCUCUGCCCCGAAUCCCAGAGAGAGACAAGCAAGAUGUACUGGGGAAUAUUCUGCCCAAUCCCAAGAGAGAGAGAGAGAGAGAGAUGCUGCAAUAGUGGAGAUAAAUACUGUGUAAAUGGAGAGUGUAGUAAUUUGACCACAGUUCAUGGCUCUUUUAAAGGACAUACUCCUGAAUAUUUCUUGAUAGAUGUAAAAAAUAAAAAUAUAUUCUCGUCAAAUUGAAAGGCCAUGUUUACACUUUGUCACUGCAGUAAGACUGUAUUAUAGACUGAGAAAAAGCUGAUCUUUGUAAGAUUCUUAAACCUCUGACAAGGAAAAAUCAUUCCAUUUAGGACCUGUUGAUAAUAAUAUGGAAAAUCAUGUAAGAUUCUGUAAAUAUAGCAUCAGUUAGCCAAAUUGUUGCACCAAACUUCCAAAACUUUGGAGUUCCAUCACAGUCAAAGGUUGUUUGGUUGACAUGUUUCACAAUUUGACAUGGUCAUGAUAUCACUUGUAUGUCUGGAUGAGAUUUACAGUACGAUGUGAUACAGCAGGUAUACUUCAUCUGUGAUGACAACACACUCACAGAGCUGCAUCUAAAGUGUGAGUGAGUAUUACGCUGGUUUUAGCUUUACUACCCAUCAAACGUUUAGACUCACCUUCAAAUCACUCACUAUAUGUCAUGCAUGUAUAUAUGCUUAUAUCGAAGAUGAACUUUUCCUCUAACUUGGGGGACCAACUGCAAA
This is a messenger RNA of Haliotis rubra (blacklip abalone), 2044 nucleotides long. Its product is annotated as signal peptidase complex catalytic subunit SEC11C-like. The record is from RefSeq and is a predicted model, not a curated record. Gene Ontology annotation, molecular function: serine-type endopeptidase activity. The coding region runs from base 136 to 633 and encodes 165 amino acids. Gene Ontology annotation, cellular component: signal peptidase complex; membrane. The transcript has 7 exons. NCBI's taxonomy places the organism in Eukaryota, Metazoa, Mollusca, Gastropoda, Lepetellida, Haliotidae.